AUGAACAACAUAAAAGAAUUGACAUAAAAAUUGCUUUCGAUUUCACCAUAUUUUAACUUCCAUUCAUCCUUAUUUCAAAAUCUUUUAUUUUCAAAACAACUUAGGUAACUGAGAAACACUUCAUCUUCUACUUUUGGAAUUAGAAAUAAAUCUACUUCUUCUAUCUUAAAGUGGAUUCAAACCUUCCAAUUUAAAUCCAAUUGCAAUUUUUGGAUUUUACUAGAAUAAUACAAUCCUAAUCUAGAAUCCAAGAUUUUCACAACUCAAAUUUUCCAAACACCAUCCUCUAUGAUUAAUUUAUUCUUACAAGCAAGAUGGAUAUAACUUUUGAUACAUAUUGAAUCUAUAUAAAUUAGAACUUUCAAUGUUUAGCAGAUUCUUGUUAAUUUUUAUGAUCAAAUAGGUUUAAAUCUGUCAAUGAGUCUUGAUAUAUAUAUAUAUCAAUUUAUGUUGAUUCUAUCAUCUAGUAAAAGAUGUUUUAUCAAACUGACUUUUUUAGAUAGGUUGAUUCCAUUAUAAAUAUUGUAUCCUAAAUUCAAAUAAAAUGAAUAAUUGCUGAGAGACAUUCCAUCAGCAUUUACUAAGUAAUAUGAUUCUACAAAGGUGUUGAUUUAAUUGGUUAAAAUUCUAACGAGGGAGGAAUAAAAGAAAAUAAAGGCUUUGAAAUUUGAUACUUAAACUCUUUUUAAUAAAGGACAUUACUAAUGGUCUAGAGUUAUAAAUUACUCACUUUUAAUUCCUCCCAUGUUUACAAAUGCUUUUUAUUAGGCCAUAAGUAGUUUAUCAAUUAUUCUGGUUAUUUUUGCAUUUUUUCAUAUCUUAGGUUCCAUUCUUCUUGCAUUUGUGCGUGCAGUUUAGGGAAAUAGGGCAAAAAUUGAUUAUGAACCAUUAUAAAUUUCUGUCUUUUUUAAUUGUUGCGACAUUGUUUUAAUUAAAAUGAUGGAUAGUUUUGAUUUUAUCAAUAAUAGGAGUCUUGCUUUCAUUGUUUUACAUAUACGCGUUCUUAAGGAUCAAUAAACUACAUAAGAGUCCAGGCGAUAUUUAUUUUGGAAUGUGUUUGGGAGAAUUGAUUAUGAUGUUACAUUAGUAAGCAAAAUCAGCAUAAUUAGUAUUAUAGAUUCUAGCAAUCUUUUACUUGAAGGCGGAAUAAAGAAAAAUAGUGCAUUUUGUCUUAUCAAUCUUGUAGCUUUCACCUUUUCUGUCAUACUUAUUUACUCAUAUACAAUUUAAUUGUAUAUGCAUAUGAUUGUAAGACUCAUCUUUACGCUUCAAGCUAAAAAGAUUAAUAAAUGGUAAGGGCAUUUAGCAACUUGGGUGAUAUCAUUGCUUUAUGCUUUAAUCUCCCUUAUAUCCUUUUAAGAAAGCCAUUGUGGAGUCACUCUCUCCUCUACUGCUCCAUUUACUUUUAUAAUUUUAUUGCUGAGUUUUUUUGCAAUGGCAAUCACUACUCGACAAUAUAUCAAGCAGGAAUGCGAAAUCAAUUCAACUAAUAAACUUUAGAAGGAGGGUUAAAAUUUCAUGUAAUACAUUACCAAAUUAUUUAUUGUUUAAUCCAUAAUAAUGACUAGUUUCAUUACCUUUGCAAUGGCUGCUUAUCUCUUGGAUUAGAGUCUGAAACUUUAGGUAAAUUGCACUAAUGCUACUCCAAUAACUUGGCUAGCUUAUCUUGGCUUUUUUGCUCAAAUUUCUGCUGUUGUAUAUCCUAUUGCUAUUCCCUUAACCAGAUUUACUGAUCCCUUUAUUAAAAAGCAUUUAAUAAAACAUUAUUUUCCAUCUAAAUCGCUGACAGGAUCAAGAGAUAUUUCCAUGAUUGAGCAAUCCUUAGAAGGAACUAGCAUAUAAUAUAAGAAAAUUAGUCUUGAUGGACUUAGCCAAUCGUUAAUUGAACAGAAUUCUUUUCAAGUCUCAUAGGAAUUUAGUACAUUUAGAAAACCUUAUACUUAAUCUGAUUAUUUAAGGACUAAUACAGUAUCGGUUGGAAGAAGCAGAUAACUUACGAUGUAAAAUAAAUAAGAGGAUCCAUUUAUUCAUCAGUUGACAAAUCAAUUGAGAAGUGAAAUUAUUAAGAGAAUUAUGGCCUUAAUUCUAAUUCAAGAGCAUGACAAAGUUAAGGAAAUAAGUCAAAAUAAAUAAUUUAAAAAGAUUCUAAGACAUCAGGCCAAUUAAGAUUAUGAUGAUUAAAUUGUCUUUAAUGUUAAUGACAUGUUUUUAAAGGAACAUUUUAGAGAAUAAUUCAAAGUUUAGAAUAAGAAGUUUAAAAUGAUUUCUUAUGCUCCUGUCAUAUUCGAUAUACUUACUAAGGAAGAUUAAGAACAUCUGGAUCUAUUGAAUUGUUUGGAUCUUGAAACAAAUCAAGAAUAAAUCAGAGAAUGUGCUUAAACCAGUGGUGGGAAGUCUGGAGAAUUCUUUUUCUUUAAUCAUAACAAUAAAAUACUCUUGAAAACAAUAAGCAUGUCUGAACUUCAAACUUUAUUAGAAAUUAUUGAAUAGUAUUUCUGGCAUUGCACUAAUAACCCAAAUACCUUAAUUGCUAAAAUUUUAGGAAUUUUUACAUUUGAAGGAUUUGAAAUUGGCAGAAUUUCUAUGAUUCUCAUGAAAAACAUUGGUAAAAUUAAUAAAAUGGCUAUCCAACGCAUUUUUGAUUUGAAAGGGAGCAGUUACGAUAGAGAAGUAAUUAAAACGAUUAAAUCAUCUGGGGAAUUUAAUUCUUAAAAUGUGGAAACAAUAUCAAGCGGUUAAGUAUUAAAAGAUUUAGAUUUCAUAAAAUUGGAAAAGUAAAUACACAUAAGUCCUGAACUUUGUACUUAAAUUUAUGAACAAUUAGAAGUUGACACUCUCUUCUUAAAGUCAUUGGGCUUUAUGGAUUAUUCUUUGUGUCUUAUGAUUGUUGAUUGGUAGAGUUUUUAUCAAUCUUAACUUUCCAAUGAAAUAUAAGAUGAAGAACUUAUUUAAAAGAUUAUUGGCUAAAAAUUAACUAGAUUGCAGCAUUGUUAUCCAAGCACAGUCUAAAAUGGAUUUUAUUAUCACAUAGGUAUUAUUGACUAUCUUUAAAAAUAUAAUUUGUAAAAAAUAACUGAAAAAUAUGCCAAAAAGUUUAUGAAAUUGGAUUCAAAUCUAGAUACGUCUUCAUAAAACCCUUAUGAAUAUAGAAAGAGAUUCUUAAUAUUUUUGAAGAGAAUAUUAUGA
This is a messenger RNA of Paramecium tetraurelia, 3186 nucleotides long. RefSeq lists its product as uncharacterized. Lineage: Eukaryota; Ciliophora; Oligohymenophorea; Peniculida; Parameciidae. The transcript has 5 exons. Gene Ontology annotation, biological process: phosphatidylinositol metabolic process. Gene Ontology annotation, molecular function: phosphatidylinositol kinase activity. The record is from RefSeq and is a predicted model, not a curated record.